GAAGCAGUGGUGCUUCGACACAAAACAAGAAGAUAAACAUGAAGAACACGUUGAAGGAACUGGUUGGUGGGAAAGCACUCGUCUUUAUCAGUGUGCUGGGGUUGGGUGGAUCAUUUCAGAAUGGAUUUCAUCUCACAGCGAUCAGCUCUCCGUCUCCAUACAUUCAGAGCUUUAUUAACAGCAGCUGGACGUAUCACUAUGGAGAUGUUCCAGGAGAGAAGACUGUUACCUUUAUCUGGUCUGCUGUGGUGGCACUAUAUGCUUUUGGAGGUCUCAUUGGCUCCAUUACUGUCAGAUACUUAACAAGUCAUCUGGGAAGAAAAGGAACCACACUGUUGAACAGCGCCAUCGCAGUUGUGGCAACAGUAAUCAUGUACAUUAGCAAACCUACAUACUCAUUUGAAUUGAUCCUUGUUGCACGCUUCCUAUUUGGAUUCAUAGCAGGGCUAGGAGGGAAUGUCCAUGCCAUCUACCUGGGUGAGAGUUCACCAAAGAAAAUUAGAGGCAUGGUGACACUCACUGCCUCUACCUUUUUGUCCCUUGGUAAACUGGCAGGACAAUUUGUUGGCCUCAGGGAAAUUCUUGGCCGUGAAGAGUGGUGGAACAUCCUGUUGUGCAUCCCAACGUUUUUUUGUGUGGUUCAGUUGGCAGUCUUGCCAUUCUUCCCUGAUGCUCCACGAUAUAUUCUGAUAGAGAAGGGCAACACUGAACAAUGCAGAAAGGCACUGCAGUGUCUAUGGGGACCAGGUGAUUAUAAGUUGGAGAUAAAGGAGAUGUCAGAAGAGCAGGCAGUCAUUGGAGAAGGACACAAUAAGAGUUUGCUGGAUCUUCUGAGAGACAAACACCUGCGCUGGCAGGUUCUUUCCCUGCUGGUCAUAAUCGGAUGCAUCCAGUUCAGCGGCGUCUCGGCUGUCACCGUCUUCUCUUUCAAUAUAUUUCUGGAAGCGGGAAUUCCAGUGGACAAGAUCCGUUAUGUCACUCUGGGCAUAGGGGCAUCAGAAGUUCUUAUGUCCAUAACCUGUGGCCUGUUCAUUGAGAGUGUGGGGAGGAGAGCGCUGAUGUGGAGAGGGUUUGGGGGCAUGUCAGUCAUUAUGGCAUUAAUCACAGUCACCCUGUACCUAAAGGACUACAGCUCUGUGAUUCCAUACAUCACAGUCAUCCUCAUUUUCCUCUUCAUCAUUUUCUAUGGGGGAGGUCCAGCUGGAAUAACCCCAUUGCUCACCAAUGAGAUCUUCAUUCAAUCAUACCGCCCAGCUGCAUUUGUGUUCACCGGCUUACUGCGCUGGCUGGGAUUCACCAUGCUUGGAUUCAUCUUCCCAUUCCUUAUUGCCGUUCUGAAGUCUCUGUGCUUUGUUCUCUUCUCCUGCGUUUGUCUGAUAGCCUCUCUCUACAUCUUCUUCAUCCUUCCUGAAACAAAAGGCAAAACUCCACUUGAAAUUUCCCAAGAGUUUAAGAACAUCAGAGCGUGUGGAUCCUCCAAAGAAGAUGUCAUGUGCUUAGAGACUAAGCUGUAAAGUUCAAGAUAACUUGCCUUGGAAUAUUGAUGUAAAUAUGGAUGGAUGUGGACUGGCAUUACAUUAACAUCAUAUUUAUCAACAUCAUAUUUAUAAAGACAGACUGCUUAGCUAAUAUUAUAAGAAAAGGACACUGAUGGUCUUGGGUUUAUUUUGUGAUAAUGGUUGGAUGAAUGUACAUUAUCCCACUUAAUACAUAACGAUAAAUAAAUGCACUUUAAAUAUUGAUUUAACUUAUUAUGUGAGAAGAAAAGACUAUAGAACAGCGGACGAAAUCGGUAGCUAGAAUGGUCAGUACAUUUUAGUGAUCAGAGAGCCGUGUAAUAAAAGAAAUAAUACUAGAGUUUUUUUAAUGAAUAAAAAUAUUUGAAAUAC
This is a messenger RNA of Ctenopharyngodon idella (grass carp), 1889 nucleotides long. RefSeq names its product solute carrier family 2 member 9, like 1 (gene slc2a9l1). Gene Ontology annotation, cellular component: membrane. The record is from RefSeq and is a predicted model, not a curated record. Gene Ontology annotation, molecular function: hexose transmembrane transporter activity. Gene Ontology annotation, biological process: monosaccharide transmembrane transport. The transcript is spliced from 12 exons. Bases 39 to 1514 code for a protein of 491 amino acids. NCBI's taxonomy places the organism in Eukaryota, Metazoa, Chordata, Actinopteri, Cypriniformes, Xenocyprididae.